AUGGAAAAGAUAAGAUCAGUGUUGUCCUCCAAGGCACCUGAUUCUGGUGUUGAAGAGAAGAAAGUUAGUGACUAUGAAUCGGGUGAACAAAAUUUAGAUAUUGUAGUAUCUAAGAGUCAAGAAUUUGAUCCUAUCAGUUCUAAUAUGAUUAAGGAAAUUAUUGAAGAUGAUUAUGCUGCUGUUACCGUUGAAGAUGAUUCUCCUUAUCCAGAAGUUAGAGCUGCUGUUCCAUCUUCUGAUGAUCCAACUAUGUAUCAAUCUACUAUUAGAUCUUGGGUUUUAGGUAUGAUUUUAACUACUAUUGGUUGUGGUAUGAAUUUAUUAUUUUCUUUCCACGCUCCUGCAUUCUCCAUUACUACUUAUGUUACUUCUAUUCUUGCCUGGCCUUUAGGUAGAGCUUGGGCUGCUUUCCUUCCUGAUUGGAAAAUAUUUGGUGUUUCUCUUAAUCCAGGUCCUUUCAAUAUUAAAGAACAUACCCUUAUUACUAUUAUGGCUAAUGUUUCCUUUGGUGGUGGUGCUGCUUAUGCCACUGAUAUUUUAAUUGCUCAAAAUAGAUUUUAUAACUCUGAUUUCGGUUGGGGUUUCGAUUUACUUGCUAUCUGGUCCACUCAAUGUAUUGGUUUUGCUUUAGGUGGUAUUGCAAGAAGAGUUGUUGUUUACCCAGCUGGUGCCAUUUGGCCAUCUAACUUGGUUACUGCUACUUUCUUAACCAACAUGCACAUUAAUGAAAAUCACACUGCUAAUGGAUGGAAAAUCUCUCGUUUAGCUUUCUUCUGUAUCGUUUUUGCUGGUUCUUUCAUCUGGUACUGGUUCCCAGGUUACAUUUUCACUGCUUUAUCUUACUUUGCUUGGAUCACUUGGAUCAAACCAGAUAAUGUCAUUAUUAACCAACUUUUCGGUUGUUCUACUGGUUUAGGUUUAAUUCCAAAUAAUAUUGCUUUAGAUUGGAAUCAAAUUGCUGGUUAUAUUGGAUCUCCAUUAAUUCCACCUGCAUCCACUAUCGCCACCAUUUUCUUAUCUAUCAUUAUUAUUUUCUGGAUCAUUGUUCCAGCCAUUGCUUAUUCCAAUGUUUGGUAUGCUCAAUACUUACCAAUUUCUUCAUCUGAUUCUUAUGAUAGAUUUGGUCAAUCUUAUAAUGUCUCUAGAAUUGUCGAUCCAGUUACUUUAACUUUCGAUUUACAAGCCUAUAAAGAAUAUUCUCCACUUUUCUUAUCAACUACUUUUGCUAUUUCUUAUGGUUUAUCAUUUGCUUCCAUUUUAGCUACUAUUAUGCAUACUAUUUUAUUCCAUGGUAAAGAAAUUAUUCAACAAGUUAGAAUGAAGGAAAAGCCUGAUGUUCACAUGAGAUUAAUGAAAUCUUAUAAGGAAGUUCCAGAUUGGUGGUAUGUUAUUGUUUUCGUCAUUUUCUUUGCCCUCUCUAUUGUUACUAUUAGAGUAUGGAACACUGAAAUGCCAGUUUGGUGUUUAGUUAUUGCACUUUUAAUUGCUAUUGUUUUCUUAUUACCAGUCGCUAUUAUCUAUGCUAAGACUAACAUUGCUGUUGGUUUAAAUGUUGUUACCGAAUUCAUCAUUGGUUAUAUGCUUCCAGGUAAGCCAAUUGCUAUGAUGUUCUUCAAGACUUACGGUUAUAUUACUAACAAUCAAGCUGUUACCUUUGCUCAAGAUAUGAAAUUAGGUCAUUAUAUGAAGAUUGCUCCAAGAAAUGUUUUCUGGGCUCAAUUAAUCGCUACUAUCUGGGGUUCUUUAGUUCAAAUUGCUGUUUUAAGAUGGGGUUACGGUGCUAUUGAAAACUUAUGUGCUGCUGACCAAAAGGAUAACUAUACUUGUCCAAAUGGUAGAGUUUUCUUUAACGCUUCUAUUAUUUGGGGUGUUAUUGGUCCUCAAAGACAAUUCUCUCAAGGUCAAACUUACUAUGGUUUAUUAUUCUUUUUCAUUGUUGGUGCUUUCACCCCAGUUAUUAACUGGUUAAUUUUAAAGAAAUGGCCAAACUCACCAAUCAAAUACUUAAACUGGCCAGUCUUCUUCUCUGGUACCGGUUACAUUCCUCCAGCAACUGCUUACAACUAUUCUUCAUACUGUGCCGUUGGUUUAUUCUUCGGAUGGUUUGUUAAGAAGAAGUGGUUCCACUGGUGGACUAAAUAUAACUAUUCCUUAUCCGCUGGUAUGGAUAUUGGUUUAGCUUGGUCUUCAUUAAUCAUUUUCUUAACCUUAUUCUUAACUAACACUAAUUUCCCAGCUUGGUGGGGUAAUAAUGUUGUUAACACCAUGGAUACCCUUGGUACUGCUAUCAGAAACCCAUUAGGUCCAGGUGAAUACUUUGGUCCAUCUACUUGGUAG
This is a messenger RNA of Scheffersomyces amazonensis, 2337 nucleotides long. It is a transcript of the gene OPT1, whose product is annotated as oligopeptide transporter. The record is from RefSeq and is a predicted model, not a curated record. Bases 1 to 2337 code for a protein of 778 amino acids. NCBI's taxonomy places the organism in Eukaryota, Fungi, Ascomycota, Pichiomycetes, Serinales, Debaryomycetaceae. The transcript has a single exon. Gene Ontology annotation, molecular function: oligopeptide transmembrane transporter activity. Gene Ontology annotation, cellular component: plasma membrane. Gene Ontology annotation, biological process: transmembrane transport.